Messenger RNA from Centruroides sculpturatus (bark scorpion), 995 nucleotides. RefSeq lists its product as uncharacterized. Bases 10 to 480 code for a protein of 156 amino acids. The transcript has 3 exons. NCBI's taxonomy places the organism in Eukaryota, Metazoa, Arthropoda, Arachnida, Scorpiones, Buthidae. The record is from RefSeq and is a predicted model, not a curated record.
GGACCACCAAUGCGACGGAAAAAUAUGCAGAGUUCAAAAAUAAUUCGAAAUUCUCCUCAAGUUACCACGCAUCCAGCAACAAGUAGAUCUCAUACUUCAGUUGAAAAUCAGCAUAAUUCCAAUGCACCUUUUCAUAGUCAUUAUAAAUCUAGUUCAUCUACAAAUUCUGCAUCCAUUCCAUCAACAACCUGUACUACUAAUUCGGCUUCUAAAUCUCCAACUAUUCCAACAAAUCACUCUCAGCAGUACACUCCAAGUCGUAGCCAGCUUGAUACACAGCAGUCAGAAGUUAUAGAGCAUAAAGUUAAUGGAGUGUCUGAGAAGGAGGAGCAGAAAUCAUAUAUACCUGAGAAAACUCAGACAAUUGUAAAAGAUAUUUCAUCAAACACUAGUUCUUCCAUAGCUGUGAACAAACAGAUAGACAAGAAAAAAGAAAUUGAAAAGAAAGGAACCAACCAAAAAGAUAAAUACUCUGAAUAAAGAAAAUGAUUAAAAUCCUCAAUUAAUGCAUUCCAGACUAAUAGGAUAUCAUUAACUUAGUGCAUGUAAAGGAAUUUUAAAUAUAUGGUUAGCAAAUGAUGGAAUAAUUUAAACUUGCGUUAACGUGAGGAUAUCUACAAAAAGUGUGGAUAAUGGUGAGUCCAUUGAUACACUCCUUAUAUUUAUAUAUUGUAUUGUUUUAGAUGAAAUAACUGUUGUUGCAUUUGAGUCUUAAAAAUUCCAUGAUUGCUAAAAUGCUGGACAUUGAUGAAAUAAAAUUGUUUAUCUGGCAAGAAGUAAAGGAUAUGAUGUAGUAAUAUCUAAUUUUAGAAAAUGAAAUUGAUGAGUAAUAGCAUUUUGUCUAACAAAUUAAAUACUACAACAUUUAAAUCCACUUAUAAUGACUAUAGAAUUUUGUCGAUACCCAGAUGACUGAAUUUGUUCAUUAGUUUUCCUUUUAAGUAUACAAAAGUGAUAGUUUUGCUUACUAAAGAUUAAAAAAUCAAAUUUAAUUU